AUGGCCGCUUCAAUGAACCUCCAGCUCAACCCUGCAAAAUGCAUGACAGUCCAUAUUUCUGGAAAACAACCAGUCGGAGUUCGGGAAACCCAAUUCCAUAUCGGGCCGCACCUGAUCCCCUACCUCAAAGAGUUUGACUCCUUCGACUACCUCGGAAAACCAAUUGGAUUCAAUCUCCUGGCAAACGACACCACAAUCCAGAAGGCCAUCGAGAUGGGCGCGAAGCUGCUAUCAUCAAUGUUGGCACCAUGGCAGCGGAUCGAUGCCAUCAAGACGUUCGUUUUUCCCUCGCUGAAUUUUGCCAUGCGGAUAAAUUCAUGCUCAAAGGGUGAUUGGCAGAAACUAGAUGAUGCGCUCAGGCCCCUCAUCAAAAGGACACUCUACCUACCACAGAAUGCAUCGAACGACUACUUGUACGCAAGUACAAACAAAGGCUGCUGCGGCAUACCCCUUGCAGCAGAAACAAGCGAUGUGGCGAAAGUAGACGGCACAUUCAGACUACUAACGUCACGUGAUGGAAUAGUGUCCGACAUGGCUCGUGAAGCUGUCACACGAACGGUAUCCAAGCGUCUUCGGAGCACCCCCAUGACUGCCGAUAUCGAAGCCUACCUGUCUGGAAACUAUAAUGGCGCCUUCCAGGUCACGACAAAUGAACUGCGCAACAUCUGGACCGUGGCUCGAAAGGCUUCACGACGACUUGGAGUCUCAUGGGACCUACACCAAGACGACCCGAUCAUCACGCUUGGCACACAGUCCAUGACGUCAAGAUGGCGCACCAGGAUUAUGCGCACUGUGCGAAAACAGAAGGACGACGAAAGUGCCCAACGGCUCAUUGAUCUCCCCAACCAGGGAAAGGUGUCAGAGUGUGUUGCACUGGACCGUUCCAGCACCCACUUCAUCCGGUCCGGGCAGUACACACGAUUUUGCGACUGGCGCUUUAUCCACCGAGCACGCCUAAACUUGCUCCCCGUCAAUGGGGCACGUGUUUGGGCUGGCGGCGAUAAGAGGUGUCGACGAUGUGGCCACAGCAACGAGACCCUCCCGCAUGUCCUAUGCCACUGUAUGAGGCAGAGUCAGGCGCUCACGGACCGACACAACAAAGUGGUGCAGCGGAUAAAGACAGCGGCACAAACCAGAUUCACUGUCAUCUCAGAAAACAAGCCCGUCGGUGAGUCUGGACUACGCCCUGACCUUGUCCUGGCAAAAGGAGAAGAGGCCAUCAUUAUCGACAUCACAUGCCCAUUCGACAACCGGAAAGUAGCCUUUGAAGAUGCCAGGAGAGCCAAGGAAGAAAAGUACAAGCCAGUGCAAGAACACCUCAAGCGAAGAUAUCAGAAAGUAUCGAUAGAAGUAGUCGUGGUUGGUGCACUUAGAAGCUGGGAUCCCGCCAAUGACAGGCUGCUGAAAAGAUUCUGUGCAAAACGGUAUCUGCGGACACUCAAAAGACUCUGUAUCAGCAGUGUCCUGGCAUCAUCACGGGAUAUAUACGCGACCCACAUCAGCGGUAGAUCGAACAGUGUCUAG
Messenger RNA from Ornithodoros turicata, 1524 nucleotides. RefSeq lists its product as uncharacterized. NCBI's taxonomy places the organism in Eukaryota, Metazoa, Arthropoda, Arachnida, Ixodida, Argasidae. The record is from RefSeq and is a predicted model, not a curated record. Bases 1 to 1524 code for a protein of 507 amino acids. The transcript has a single exon.